Molecule: messenger RNA, 3650 nt
Organism: Strigops habroptila (Kakapo)
Lineage: Eukaryota; Metazoa; Chordata; Aves; Psittaciformes; Psittacidae
Gene: GOLM1
Product: golgi membrane protein 1
Exons: 10
Coding region: 480-1679 (399 amino acids)
Cellular component (GO): Golgi apparatus
Source: RefSeq, a predicted model, not a curated record
GCACGGGAAACGCGGGCUGGCGGGAGGACGGCAGAUGCCGCCGCUGCCCAGUGGUUCACCGCACCGCUCUGCCGCUGCCCCGACCCCGCGGCACAGCCCGGGCGCCCCUCGGGGGGAGGUGCCGGUGGGACGGGGCGCGGGAGCUACCCGCGGGGCGGUCCCUGGCGAGGGGUGCCUCGGGCGGGGGGCGCCGGCGGGCCGGGGCGGGGCUGGGCGAGGGCUGCCCGGGAGCUCCCGCUGCCCCUGCGGCCGGCAGGCUUCCUCCGCGCCCCACACUUCCUGCCAGCCCUGCCCUGCUGUGCUGAGGCGUGCCCUCCCCUCCCUGCCCGCCGUGCCUCCGACCGCCGCUCUCCCUCGCAGCGGGCGCCGGGGGCUGCGGGGGGCGCGGCACGGGCCGUCGCCUUCCUGCUCGGCGCGGCGGCUCGGGAAGUUGAGGUUUUCACACUGUUGUGGUUCUUUGGGCUUGUGUUUUUCCUGAAAUGGUAGGACUAGGAAACAGCUGCCGAGGGAUGAAGUCUCCACCCCUCCUCGUAGCUGCGCUUGUGGCGUGCAUCAUUGUUUUGGGUUUCAAUUAUUGGGUUGCAAGUUCUCGCAGCGUGGAUCUGCAGGUUCGGAUCAUGGAUCUGGAAGGCAAAGUCCGCCGUGCGGCAGCAGAGAGGGGUGCCGUGGAACUCAAGAAGAAUGAAUUCCAAGGGGAGCUUGAGAAGCAGCGGCAGCAGAUUGACAAAAUCCAGUCCUUGCACAGUUUUCAGAUGGAAAAUGCCAACAAGCUACAUCAGGAAGAGAAGGCAGUGCUCAUGAGUAACAUCACAGUAAAUGACCGAUUGAUCCAAAGUCUCCGAGAACACUUGAAAGAGUUACAGACAGAAUAUGGAAAGCUACAGCUGAAUGUUUAUUGGUUUCAGAAGAACCAGACUAACCUUCAGAGGAAGUUCUCAUAUGACCUGUCACAAUGCAUCAACCAGAUGAAAGAAUUAAAAGAACAAUGUGAAGAAAGGAUAGAUGAGCUCACAAAAAAGAGCACUGAUGUACCACAAAUCAAAGAAAACAAAGACUUAUCAGAAGAUUUGGAAAAAAAUAGCCAGGUCAGUAUUCAACUGCCUACCUUGGAGCAAACUGAGUUCAAGCAGGCUGACUUGGAACAGCAGAAACCCAAUGAAAAUGUACCUAAAGCAGUACCUACGGUAAAAAAGAUAGACCCGCUGGAGGCUAAAGAAAGAAUAAAUAGCCUAGCUGACAUCAGAAAACAGGAGCCUAAGGCAGAAGAGGAGAAGCUUUCUAGUCCAGUGAAGGACCUGCAGGAUCCACCCAAGGCUGCUGCUGGUCUUAAGGAGAUGAUGCUGCCUCAGUCAGAGAAGGAGCUGAAUCCUGAAGAUGACAAACAAGUAGCUGGGCAAGAUGUGUUACAGCCAGCUGCAGAGCAGGCUGCCAGUGAGGAAGUUGAGAGGGAGCAACUCCUGAAUUACGAUGCUAAGCAGGACUCACCACCCGUAAAGGCUGACAAACAGGAGCAUGAAGCACUGAGCCAAGAUAGGGAAGUUGAUUACAAUUUAGAUGAGAAUGAAGCUGAAUCAGAAACGGACAAGCAAGCAGCACUUGCAGGGAUUGAAAAUGUUCAAAACCCUGAAGAUAUGAAGAACCGCUUAUCUGAGCAUAGUGAAGAACGACAGAGGUUGUGAACAAAGGAAGUUCAUGAUGCAGCUUAAGUCACCUCUUCAUAUAAAUGCUGCAAUGAUGAGAGCAAAGUGAUCUGAGAAUGUUUCAAUUAUCUUCUCAAGGCUUCAGUAAGAGACUUAAUGAAGUAGUAUUUUCUUGUGAAGUUUUAGUACUGCUUCAGUGGUGGGGGGAAAAAAAAAUCUUAAAUCUCUGGAGGCUUGUUUAAAAGCAGCCUGACCUCUGCAAUGACUCUUUCCUUCCUAUUGAUUAUAGAUUUGAAACCAGGUAGCAGUAAGCUUAGUAACUCUGAAGUCGGCUACCUUGUACAGUCAUAUACUACAGUAACAGCAUCUGUGGAUUGGUGGUAGACGAGAGUCCUCUGCCAAGGACAGAUCUCUCCCCUGAGCAGUGCAGUAGAGAAAUUCCAGCCUAGUUUUCAAAGGAGGUUAAGAGGAGCUAACUUGACAAAACAUGGGAAGGAUAAAAAAUGACCCAUGCUGCUGUCUACCACCAUUGUGCCUGUUCUGGCGCAUUUUACUGCAAUGUGGGAAGACUUCAAAAACAUGAUCGUAAUCCUCGGAUACUGUGCAGUAUGAUAUAUUUUCCUGGGCCUCCUAAGAGAAGUUACUGGUUUACACUGUCUGUAACCAGCUGAAGCACCUCUAAGAACCUGGUUGUGUUCUUAGGUUUUAGGUUAAGAAAAGAAGGACCUGGACAAUAGCGUCCUCUCAUUAAGAGAUAAGCCAGGGAGAAAGCUGGUUUAGACUUCUGUUCACAAGAUGUGUACCACAGUAUGGUUCAGUUACCACUAACUUGCACAAGUUCAGACAGUAAAAAUUCCAACUCCUGAACUUUUCAUGACAGAAGCUACCUGAAAUGGUGUGCUACAACUACCCUUUACUCCACCCAGCUACUAUCUUCUGCUAAAAAGCAAAAAGGCAAAUGCUUGCCCUGUAGCAGUCAUCUCAGAUGUUCAAAGUGACUUAUAUUCUCUGCUGGAUUUCUGAAGAAGGUAAACUAGACUAUGCAUUUACCAGACAUCUCAAUGUCUCCCACAUGUGGAGCUGCAGUUCUGUGAAGUCCUAUGUUAUGUAUAAUGUAUCUUAUUGCUAAUGUUCUGUAGCCUUCGUCUUUCCUGUAACUUGUUGAAUGUAAACUGGAAACUAGUUUACUAGUGAUAACCUAGAAAUACCCUCUGCUACCUGCAGUGUGUAGUCAGCUCUUUGGAAGUUCUCAAGCCUGGCACCUGUGUUUGGAGCAAUUUUUGUGAAUAUGAACCAACCUCUGUGAGGACAGCAUGGGAGCAGAGACAUGACUAACUUCCCAACCAGCAAUUCAAAAAUACAAAAACCCCCACAACUGUCUCUUGGCUUUCUCUCAAUGAACUUCAUUGUGUAACUGUUUUUGUGGGGUGUCAUUCCUCAGUGUAUUAGUUUACAACUCCUGUAACCUUACUUAAGAUGCCUAAAUACGCAUGUGGAAGGUUGGUUGGUUUGUAUAUGAAGAGUAUUAGUUGUCAUAGAUGAAAUGCAGAGCUCAAGUCAAAUGGUGCCUAUUAAGCCUAAAUGUGUAAAGAGUUCACUGAUAGCCUUGCUACAUGUAACUUGAAUUCUUGUAAGAAAAGAACUAACUUCCAUUAUUGAGUCCCUUGUUACUCUUGUUUUUUCACUAUUUAAGUCAGACUUCACAGUUCUGGGCUACUACUGUCAGUGUAGCAGGGAAAACAAAUCCUUGUAAGCAGGAGAGAAAAGGAGGUAUGUCUGCUACAUAGAAUUUUAAAUUAAAGAACUUUUAGUUGAACAAAACAAUAGAUUCACUUGGAACUGUGGUUUACAUAGUGUUUCCUAUCACUAAACAUUUUAGUUGCCUACGGCAGGGAAAGAUCUUUGAUGUAAUCAUCUCGGAGUUAAGUAACACUAGUCCUUGCUGUUUUUUAAAAAACUAAGCCAAAUCCAUUUUAGAUAAGCAUUUUAAAAUAAAGAUAGUCUUCUCUA